AUGGCUUCUUGGAAUCGUACAGGUAAUGGUAACGGUAACGGUACGGUCACGGAAAUCGAUUGGGCGGCGAUUGUGCGACCCGAUCCUCCGUUCGUUCGGUGGAUUAAGGAGCAUCACGCUGCCGCGUUAACCUGCUGCGACGCCGACGAAAACGACAAAAGCGACGACGAUUACGACGACUUUGGCGACGAAUUUAGCGACGACUUCGGCGACGGCGACGACGAUGGUGAAAUCGACGCCGAAAGAUACGGCGAGUCGGACGACUCGUACGAUAUCGACGAGUACCACCUCGGAGGGCGGUUUGGAAGGCCGUAUGAGUCAACAGAACGAGACAGGGAAACGGAUCGAGACAGACAUACGGAUCGAGCGAGGGAAACAGAUGCAGAGGCCGAGGCAGAUCGCUUGGGGGAGUUGGAUCGCGUGGGGGAACCGGGUCGCGUGGUGCAACCCGGUGGUCUCGAGGUCCCGUGGUACGAGCUCCGGGGAUGCGACAAGGAAUGGGAGAUAAUGGAGGAGCUCGCGGCGCGCCCGAGGACCCAGCUGUGGAGCGAUGCGGAGAUGAUGGAGCUCGCAGCGGCUGUCGUUUUCUGCCGGCGCAGCGGGCAGGUGAUGCGGAGAAGCAACCUCGUUUACUGGCGGCAGGUGUGGCGCGCGAUCCGGCGCGCGAACCCCGAAUGGCGGCGCGUCCCGACGGCGAUGCAGAAGCAGUGGGCGCGCAUGAGAGCGCGCUACGACGCGGAGACGCGCGACCCGCGCCGGAUACGGUGGCGGAAGGGGCAGGCGGGGGUGCCGCGGCGGGCGGGGGUGCCACCGUCCCCCGCAAAGGGAAUACCCCCGGGCGCAGAGCAACAGGCGGGGGGCUCGGUUGAGCCGCGGCAGGGAGGGUGUACUAACGCGGAUGAGCAUGAGCAACCCAAUAACGAGGUGGGGGGAGACUGGACGGCAGCGGCAGGAGCAGCAGCAGCAGCAGCAGCAGCAGCAGCAGCAGCAGCAGCAGCAGCAGCAGCAGCAGCAGCAGCAGCAGCAGCAGCAGCAGCAGCAGCAGCAGCAGCAGCAGCAGCAGCAGCAGCAGCAGCAGCAGCAGCAGCAGCAGCAGCAGCAGCAGCAGCAGCAGCAGCAGCAGCAGCAGCAGCAGCAGCAGCAGCAACCCUCUAA
This is a messenger RNA of Closterium sp. NIES-65, 1155 nucleotides long. NCBI's taxonomy places the organism in Eukaryota, Viridiplantae, Streptophyta, Zygnematophyceae, Desmidiales, Closteriaceae. The record is from the annotation of a GenBank genome assembly.